Molecule: messenger RNA, 366 nt
Organism: Seminavis robusta
Lineage: Eukaryota; Bacillariophyta; Bacillariophyceae; Naviculales; Naviculaceae
Source: the annotation of a GenBank genome assembly
AUGAUCGACCCAAUGGCAGGACUGGACGAUGGUCCAAUGAAAACGGAAGAGAAUGCCAAGGAAGUCUUUGAUUCCAUGACGCUGCAACGAAAUUUCCAACGAAUCGAUAAGAUACGCUCCGUCAUGGGGAUUGCGGCGGGAUGUGCUACUGGAAUUGUUGGUCUCACUGGAUUGGAAGGGUUUGCAUUCUUCCUGGUCGUUCAUUUUGCAAUCAGUCUCAUCAUUUGGGCUCUCAAAAUGAAUUUCAAUCUCAAGGGAUAUGUCAAAUUCACAUGGUGGGAAUAUCUCAUGGGAGGUCUACAACAAUACGCACUCUCCUUUACUCUAUUCUGGACACUCUUUUAUGGACUGGUCUAUCUGUACUAG